AUGACAGUCGUGCUGCCUGGCGACGCUGUGCCUCUGGCUUCCACCUCGGCGCUCAAGCUCGGUCCCGGCCUGCUUCCCACUCCACCGCCAUCCGCAUCCAUAUCAACAGCCGCCGCACCACCACCAUCGCUCACCGCCAUACGUGCAGGCGCGCUCGGUCACAUCGGCGCUUCCCAAGCCUCCUCCUCUUCCUCCAGCUCGGUCGCCGCAUCCAAGCCAAAGCACGCCGAUUCUGCCGCCGUAUGGGUAGAGUCCAACACGCAACGCUACGUUCCUGCACCGGGCGACUCGGUGGUGGCGCAGAUCACCAACCGCGGCGCAGAUUCCUACACGGUCUCGCUCUUUGGCGCACACGCCGCCACGCUGCCCGCACUCGCCUUCGAAGGCGCAACCAAGCGCCACAAGCCCAACCUCAACAUCGGCGCGCUCGUCUAUGCGCGCAUCGUCUCCGCCGACCGCUUCACCGAGCCCGAGCUCACCUGCCUCAAUCCGCUCACCGCCAAGAGCGACGGCUUUGGCCACCUCAAGACCACCGACCAUCGCGGCGAAAAGGUCGCCCACGCCAUGCUCUUCCACACCUCCCUCGGCCUCGCAAGGAGCCUCCUCAGGCCCGACCAUCCGCUCCUCGGCCUCGUCGCCGCUCACUUUCCCUUUGAGGCUGCCAUCGGCCAGAACGGCGCCGUAUGGGUGCGCGCCAACGAGCCCAGCCACCUCAUCGCCGUCGGCCGCCUGCUCCACGCCGCAGACUUGCAUCCUUCCGCACACUCGUCGCUGCCCCAACAUCCCGACGCGGCGCAAGACGACCAAGCGCCUCAUCCUUUGCAUGCCCAGCACAUUCUCGACCACAGAGCCCAAAGCUGGGACGCAAAGCGCGUCCGCGCGCUCAUCCACGAUCUUUUGUAG
Messenger RNA from Moesziomyces aphidis, 903 nucleotides. Lineage: Eukaryota; Fungi; Basidiomycota; Ustilaginomycetes; Ustilaginales; Ustilaginaceae. The record is from the annotation of a GenBank genome assembly.